Molecule: messenger RNA, 3743 nt
Organism: Melospiza melodia melodia
Lineage: Eukaryota; Metazoa; Chordata; Aves; Passeriformes; Passerellidae
Gene: CCDC30
Product: coiled-coil domain containing 30
Exons: 24
Coding region: 1-3378 (1125 amino acids)
Source: RefSeq, a predicted model, not a curated record
AUGGACGCGGCCGCCGCGGCCCCGGCGGAGCCCCCGGUGCCGGCGGACAGCAUCCGGCGCUGGCUGCGGGCCGAGGGCGCCGACCCCGCCGCCCCGGCAGAGGAGCAGCUGGGUCUGGCCUGGCGGCUCCUGCAGCGAGCGGAGACCCGGCUGGGAGAGCUGGAGCGGCGGCGGAGCCAGGACAUGAGAGACGUGGAAAGCUACGUGGGCCACGUCCGUGCCCUGACAGAAGAGAGGGAUGCCAUUGCCUCUGAGUAUGAGAAGGAGAAUGAGCAGCUCAGAUUGGAGCUGGCCCAGCUACAGCUGCAGCAGGAAAGCCAGCUGAAGGAGGUGGAGGAGAUGCUGGAGCAGGAAGGUUUGUCCCACAUCUCGUGCAGUGCUGCCAGUGAACAGGUUGCCUAUCUCCUGGUGGAGCGGGCGGCGCUGCUGGCAAGGCUGGAGGUGGCAGCCCAGCAGCUGGGACCCCACAGCAGCAUGGAUAGGCUCCAGUUCUGCAGGGAAGAGCUGGAGGGCCAGCAAGCAUUGCCUGCAGGAGAUGUGGGGGAUCUGGAUGAGGCCCCACAGAGGCUGAUGGAGUCCCAGGAGGAGAUCCCAGGCCUGGAUGCACAAAGCAAAGAGCAGAGUGGAGCAGACAGGGCUGAGCUCCAGAGGGCCAUGGAGCACAACAGCCGGCUGGACAAGGAGAUCCUGGCGCUGCGGGCGCGCGUGCAGACCCUCGACCUGGAGAGGAAAGCAUUCCUGGAGCUGGUGGAGCAGCUGAAGGAGGAGAUCUGUGAGUACCAGCGGAGCGAGAGGCCAGAGCCACCAGCACCAGAGGGACUUGGAGUGGCCUCACUGCAGGCACAGGGCACACAGGAGGAAGCAGGAGCUGAUGGAGACCCUGGUGCCAGCAGAGCUGCCCCAUAUCAGGAACAUGGAGAUCAGGGUGUGGAAACUCUGCACAAAAGGUGCAGGGAAGCCAUGGAGAGCACCGAGGGCAGGAAUUCCCAGCUCCUUCACAAGCUGCAGAAACUGGAGCAGGAACAAGAGGGUUUGGUUGAGCACAAUGAGAAGCUGGAAUCAAUCCUGGGAGAGACACAGAGCCAAAGCAAGCAGGAAAGCAAAGUGGAGGGACUGCACCAGAAGAUCACCAGUUUGGAAACAGAGUUGUUUGAGGUGCAGAAGAACAAAAGUGAGAUGGAUGGGAGUGAGCAGGUGACGUCUGGAGCUCAGGAGAUGCAGGAGAUGUUGGAAAGCUGUCAGGAAACAAUAGACAAGCUGGGAAGUCAGCUGGGAGAGAGGAGAGAAAGGAGAAAGCAGCUGGCAUCUGAGCUGGAGCUGCUGAGGGAAGAUUUGAAGGCUGAGAAGGUUCUGGGCAGCCAGGGUUUGCCUGACUCCCACUCAGAGCUCCCAGGCCACAAAAACACCUUCCCAAGUGUCCAGAGAGCAUCAGCCAGCAGGGAUCUGGUGGAUGUAUCCCAUGAGAAGCUAUACAAAGACAGUGCUUUGCUAAUUCCAGAGGCCUCUGAAGUCCUGCAAGACAGAGGACAGAGCCCCAAAGUGGAGCAGAAGCAGGAGGAUCCCAGUGCAGAUGCAAAGACCUAUGAGGAGCAGAUGGCUAAAGUGGUGUUUUUGGAAGAACAGAUCAAAAACCUGAGGGAAGAACAAGAAGUGCUCUGUUCUGAGUUACUAGAGAGCAACAAGAAGAAGGAGGAGCUGGAAAAGCAGCUCAAGGAGAGCAGUGAAGAGAAGAGGCUGCUGCUGGAAGAAAUUGCCCAGCUCAGAUGUGACAUCCGCAGUGCCUGGGAGCAGGGAGACAUGAGGAGGAUCACCCCAGGCUUGGAGCAGAGGGAGAGCAGGUUCCUCCCAUGGCAGAGCUCUGCAGGCAGCUUAGAAGGGAGCCUGAAACAGGGUGUGUCUGAGGAGAGGUUCCAGCAGCAGGAGGAGAAGCUGCAGCAGCUGCGCCAGGACCUGCGGCGGGUGCAGAACCUGUGCAGCUCUGCUGAGAGGGAGCUCAGGUAUGAGAGGGAGAAGAAUGCUGACCUCCAGAGGCAGAAUCUGCUGCUCCAGCAGGAAUGCACCAAGGUCAAAGCUGAGCUGAAGCAGGCCCGGGCCAAACUCUCAGAGACCACAGAAACAUGUUCCUCCCUCUCAGCACAGUGGGACAGGAGCCAGCAGAAGGUCAAGGAGCUGGAACUGGAGCUCUCCAAGUGCUCCCAGGCUGAUAAGCUCAGGAGCAGCCUCCAGGAGAGGCUGGCCCAGGAGAAAUCCAGAGCAGGAGAGGCACAAAAGAAGGUCUCCAAACUGCAGCAGAAGCUGAAGGAUUCCCAGCACCAGCUGCUGCUGGCAGAGGCUCGUGCUUCUGACAAGAAGCUUCUGGAAGAGGAGCUGAAGGAAGCUCGGGAGAAUGAAGCUCGAGUGCAGCAGGAACUUCACGAGGAGCAGCUGAAAAGGAGGCUCCUGGAGCAGCAGGUGGAGGAGCUGAGGCAGCAGCUCCGGCAUUCCCGGGAGACGGAGGCGUCGCUGGCCAAGAUGCACGUGGAGCUCCAGGCCAAGACCCUGCACGUCCUGGAGGAUGAGAAGAAGCUGGAUGCUGGUGAGCAUGUGCAGUGCCAGAAGGAGAACCAGAAGCUCUCGGAGCAGCUGGUGCUGCUGAAGGAGGAGAACAAAGCCCUGUAUGAGGAGGGUGUCAGACUCCUGAACCAGAAGGAUCUCUAUGUCAGGAAAUACAACGAGAUGCAGCUCAGACACAAGGACAAGAUCCGCAGGGCCAAGGAGACUUUCAUCCACGAGGUGAAACAGAGGGACAGCAGGAUCAAACAGCUGGAAAACGAGCUCAGCGAGUCCAAACUCCAAGUGGAAAAGGGGAAGGUGCUGAUUGCCCAGAUCACUGCUGAGAACGAGAAAUUACUGCAGGAGAGGCGACGGCUCCUCCAAAAAAUCUCAGACCAGGAGGAGUCCCCGUGGAGCCUCCGCUCUGGGAUUCCCUCCCUGCAGAGCAGAGGGAAGACCCUGGAGGAGGAGAACGCGCGGCUGCAGGACAAGCUCCAGCUCUCCAGCCUUGUGGGCUCCUCGCAGCGCCUGGCCAGGAGCAGCCCUGCUCCCAGCACUGAGGACCUGAAGCUUGCUCCUGGAAGCCACCCUCAGAGCAAGGUGCUGCCACCUCCUCGUGCCAGCUUCCCACCCCGAGAUCUCCCAGAGCCCCUGGGCGCCCUGAAGGCCCCGCAGAGCACAAAGCCUGAGGGAGAGGCUGAGAGCCAGGAUUCCUCCUUCUGCCUGUCCCCCUCACAGCCCUCAGAGAUUGGGUACCUGAACGUGGCCUCUCCUGGGGACAGCACGGCCCCCUCAGCCUCCCCUCUGCAGGAGCAGAGCCACAGCCUGGGCUCCCAGAGCUUCUGAGCUGGGGAUGCUGGUGCAGCCUGACCUCACCUGCAGGAUCUGGCCUCCUGGAGCCAUGGGACAGCAGAGCCUGCAAAGAGAAUUGCCAAAUGGACAAAUGGACUGUGCCAUGAUUGCUGGGAUGUGUUCCAACUAAAUGAUUCCACAGUUUUGUUGUUUUGGUUUUUUUUUUUUUUUUUUUUUUUUACUUGCCCACCUGUAAAUGUGUGUGUGUGAUCCCAGAUCCACUGGAGGCUGGAAUUUGUAAAUAAACUCUGUACAGUGCUAGAGGGGUGGGGUGAAGGGUGUCUUCCCUCCACCCUAAUCCCCUAAUCCAGUCCAAAUCUAUAAAUUUUAUAAAUAAAACUUGCAGAAUUUCCCUUUUA